This is a messenger RNA of Penicillium cataractarum, 1545 nucleotides long. RefSeq lists its product as uncharacterized. Gene Ontology annotation, cellular component: membrane. The transcript has 9 exons. The record is from RefSeq and is a predicted model, not a curated record. Gene Ontology annotation, molecular function: carbohydrate:proton symporter activity. Lineage: Eukaryota; Fungi; Ascomycota; Eurotiomycetes; Eurotiales; Aspergillaceae. Bases 1 to 1545 code for a protein of 514 amino acids. Gene Ontology annotation, biological process: carbohydrate transport; transmembrane transport.
AUGAGCGGCACUGCGCAAACAACCGACUAUCGUUUGAUUCCAAACAAUACCCACAAAUGGUGGUUCCUUGAUCCUUGCCUGCGAUGGAACAUGUUACAUUGCAUGGGUCUCUGUGGCGCAAUGUUCUUCAAUGGAUACGAUGGAAGCUUGUUCAAUGGCCUUCAGUCUAUAUCUGAAUGGACUGAAUAUUUCAAUCACCCUAGCUCUACUAUUCUCGGGCUCAUGAACUCUGCUGGAUUCUUACCAGGCUGCUUGGCAAGCUUUUUUGGGGAUGCAAUGCAGCACUUCUUCGGAAAACGUACUACGGUCUGGGUUAGCUCAGUCAUUGCACUGGUAGGCGUGAUUGUGAUAUCUGUUUCAACAUCCGUUGGCAUGUUUUGUGGAGGUCGGGCGAUUAUGGGAUUUGGAACAUCCGCAGCUCUCGCUGUGGCCCCAGCACACCUACAGGAGAUUGCGCAUCCUCGUUAUCGAGCACCAGUUAGCGCAUUCUUCACUGCGAUAUACUACCUUGCUGCCAUCAUAUCGUCCGCUGUUUGUCUUGGCUGCCUCGGAAUUGUCGGCGAAAUGGCUUGGCGCAUUCCAGCUUGGCUCCAAGUAUGCGGUCCCUCUGUGACUCUGAUUCUUACGGCAACUAUGCCAGAAUCUCCAAGGUGGCUUGUCAGGAAUAGACGUCUGGAGGAUGCACGUAAAGUUCUAGUCAAGUACCAUGCCAAUGGGUUAGAAGACGACCCUCUGGUUGACUAUGAAUUCCGCGAAAUUUGCGCUGCGAUCGAGGAGGAGCAAAACGCGAAGCAAAUCAAGUACACUGACUUCCUACGGACACCAGGCAAUCGUCACAGACUUAUGAUUCUUAUUGUACAAGGUAUUAGCAUGAAUUGGGUUGGAAACGGAAUAAUUUCGUACUAUUUGUCUCCAAUUCUUACAUCCCUGGGCAUUACAUCGACAAGGGAACAGUUGACGAUACUUACAUGCCUCCAUGUGUGGAACUUGAUAAUUGCAACAUCAGCCUCUGUUUUCAUUGAUAAGGCCGGUCGACGCCCAUUGUGGCUAUCUGCAACAGCGGGUCAGCUUCUGAGUCUCGUAGCCGUGAUGGGACUCUCGGCUGCUUACAGCCAUGGUGUAGAGAAGGCUGGUGUUGCUGUCAUCCCUUUCUUCUUCAUAUUUUAUGGAUCCUAUGAUAUCGCAUAUUCGCCAAUGUCUUACUCCUAUCCGGUCGAAAUCCUGACAUUCUCGAUGAGAACCAAGGGAGCUGCAAUUUAUAUUACCAUAAGUACUCUGGCCGUUGCUCUGAACACUUGGGUGAAUCCUAUUGCCCUUGCCGCACUUGCAUGGAAAUAUUAUGGAGUCUACAUUGCUAUCAAUGCUGUCCUGAUCGUUAUAAUCUACCUCGGCUUUCCGGAAACUAAAAAUCGCACAAUUGAAGAGGUCGCCAUUAUCUUUGAUGGUGAUCGUGCUAUUGCUGAGGCUUACAAUGCGAGCGGAGAGAACGGAGAUGCCCGUUCUUCGUCUAUCGAGAUCAGAGAAGAGAGUGAAGCAAAGGAGUAA